GGCGGCGGCGGCGGAGCGGUGCCGGCGGCGGAGCGCUGCCGCGGGGCAUGGCCCUGGCCCCGGCCCCGGCCCCGGCCCCGGCCCCGGCCCCGGCCGGUCCCCCGCCGGGGGGCACCUCGGCCGGGGAGAUGGAGCGCUACUACUGCCUGCUGCGGGCCGCCGCGCUGCUGGAGGCCGCCGCCGCCGCCGAAACCGCAAUACCCAUCUGUGCAAAGGACAUCAGUGAUGAUUUGAUGAAAGAGUUUGCUUUUCUUUCUGGUGGCCGAGGGAAAGACAAGGCUUGGAUUAUCACCCUCCCCGACAACGCUCGCUUCAACGAGGUGCCCGAGGAGAUCGUAUCUAAAGUCUUAACAUACCUAACGUCAGUCCCGAGUCAACAUGACUCUGACACCAAAUUUAUCCUAAUCCUGGAUAGAAGAUUGGACACAUGGACAUCGGUCAAAAUGACUCUCCAAAAAAUAGCAGCAUCUUUCCCAGGGAACCUGCACUUAGUGAUGGUUCUUCGUCCCACGGGGUUUUUCCAGCGCACCUUCACUGACAUUGGAUUUCGGUUCAGUCAGGAGGAUUUUCUGCUCAAGUUACCGGUUGUUAUGCUGAGCUCGGUUAGCGACCUGCUGACAUACAUUGAUGAACAGCAAUUAACCCCGGAGUUUGGAGGCACCCUGGAGUACUGCCACAGCGAGUGGGUCAUCUUCAGGACUGCAAUAGAGAGUUUUGCACUAACCGUGAAGGAAAUUGCGCAGAUGUUACAAUCCUUUGGCACGGAGCUGGCAGAGACCGAGCUACCGGACGACAUGUAUUCAAUCGAGCGCAUCCUGGCCCUGCGCACGGAAAAGUACUACCAGCUCAAGGAAGAUAUUACAGCAGUCACAAAAGAGGGAAACUUGCUUCUGAGCAGUUUUGAAGAGCCUGUCUCUGGGGAGUGCAGUCAGGACCAACACCGCGAGAGGCCUGGGGACUGGGAGACUGUGAAUCGGUUACUUGGUCAGCUGCAUGAGAUGGAGACUGCUUUUGAUGGCUUCUGGGAAAAACAUCAGUUAAAAAUGGAGCAAUAUUUACAACUGUGGAAGUUUGAGCAAAGUUUUCAAGAGGUCAAGAAUGCCAUUGAAUUUUUAAUGAGUCAGCAAGCAGAGCUGCCCGACACUGGCGACAGUGUCCCCCAAGUAAAACAGAGGCUCAAGGACUUGGGUCAUUUCGAUGGUAUGGCUCAGGAUCUGAUAGGGAAGGCUCAGGUGGUGAUACUACACGGACACCAGCUAGCAGCAAAUCAUCACUACGCACUCAACUUAAUCUGCCAGCAAUGCAAUGAGCUGCGGCACCAUUCUGAUGUCUUGUCUGAUGAGAUCAAAAGGAAGCAGAUGCGACUGCAGAAGACCUUGGAUCUUCAUACCCGCCUUCAGCAGGCUCUGCAGUGCUGCGACGAAGGUGCCUACCUGCUCGCCAACCAGCAGAUGGAUAAGUGCCAGUCUAAAGAAGGCGCUCAGAAAGCUCUCCAGGACAUAGAACGAUUUCUUGAAAGCUCUUCAGCCUACUUAAACUAUGAUCCCCAAGCCCUACACUACGAUUUUGAGUCGGUCUUAACAUCUGAAUUGAAGUGCCAGAUACAGUCAGUGCAGGUCAAGCUCGAAAACGUUCGAAGCAUGUUUGAGAAUCGGCAGUCUUGCUUCAAGAAGCUGUUGGAUAAACACGUGCGGCCUGUCCAAUUAGUAGCCCCUCGGCCAGAAAAUCCACCGAGAUCAAAAUCACCAUUAUUCUCUCCUAAACAUGGUGUGGAUUUUAAUUCCAGUUUGAAAUUUUCAUUUGAUCUCUCUCUCCCUGGGAAGAAAACAUCAAGAAAAACUCCAAGUUCUCGCAAGAUCGAAGUAAUGCACGACUAUCAGGAAAAACGGAACUCCUUGCAGUAUUUUAUUUCAGACAGCGAUGACAACUUAGAUAUACUAAAAGGCCAUGUCAUAAAUGAGCUUAUAGAAACUGAGAGAGUGUACGUAGAGGAACUCUUCACUGUUUUGACGGGCUACAGAGCUGAGAUGGAUAACCCUGCCAUGCUCAUCCUCAUGCCUCCCAUGCUGAGGAACAGGAAGGACGUCCUCUUUGGAAACAUGCCCGAGAUAUACGACUUCCACAACAAAAUUUUCCUGCACAGUUUGGAAAGCUGCCUGGGAGCACCCGAGCGAGUGGGAUUUUGUUUCCUAGACAGGCGAGAGGAUUUCCAGAUGUAUGAGAAAUACUGCCAGAACAAGCCCCGGUCGGAGUCCCUGUGGAGGCAAUGCUCCGAAAGCACCUUCUUCCAGGAAUGCCAAAGAAAAUUAGAGCACAAGCUCGGGCUCGAUUCCUAUUUGCUCAAACCAGUGCAGCGCCUGACAAAAUACCAGUUACUUCUGAAGGAGUUGCUAAAGUACAGCACGAGCUGUGAUGGAGUUCAGGAACUUCAAGAAGCUCUGGUUGCAAUGUUGGAUUUGCUAAAGUCAGUCAAUGACUCUAUGCAUCAGAUUUCAAUAACAGGAUAUGAUGGUGACCUGAGCGAACUGGGGAAAGUACUGAUGCAAGGAUCUUUCAGUGUUUGGACAGGACACCGAAAAGGUCCGACAAAAAUGAAGGAUCUUGCCAGGUUCAAGCCAAUGCAGAGGCAUCUGUUCCUGUACGAGAAAGCUCUGGUCUUCUGCAAGAAGCGAGAGGAGCAUGGAGACGGAUAUGACAAAACCUCAUCUUACAGUUUUAAGCAUUUUUUGAAAAUGAAUGCAGUUGGAAUAACUGAGAAUGUGAAAGGAGAUCAUCGGAAAUUUGAAAUCUGGUAUAGUGGGCGAGAAGAGGUCUAUGUCGUGCAGGCCCAAACAGUAGAUCUGAAGAUGGCAUGGUUGAAUGAAAUAAGAAAAAUUUUGUUCAAGCAGCAGGAGCUUAUAAAAGUGGAGAAGCAGCAGCCCGGCUCGUGCACAGACCAGCUCCCGCUCUCCUCCCAGCUGAGCGAUGGAAAGCAGCAGAGAGCCUCCAUAAGCUCAGAAGAGAAUGACUCAGAGCGCACCAGCCCAGUGAUGCUGGACAGUGGGCUCCUGUCCCCCCAAAACAAGCCCCACAGAAGCUGGCCGGGAAUGUCACAGUCCCUGGAAAUCUGCGAGGGGCUGGAGGAGUGGUCGGGUAACCAGUACCUCUCCAAUUGCUCGGACACCGAGGAGGAGGACGGGAACCAGCUGUCUCCAGGAAAAUACAAAGCCCUUGCAGACUGCAAGAGGAGAGGAUCAGAGGACCUGCUGGUGAAAAAUGGGGAUGAAAUUCAGCUUUUGCAUGAAGAUGGUGAGGGACAGUGGUUGGUGAAAAACCUAAACAGAAGAAAAGAAGGCUGGAUUCCUGUCCACAGUCUGCAGAUAGUAGUUGGUGACUGCAGAUUUCGGAAUGCCAAAGUCGCAGAUUUCUUUGCAAGAGCACUGGGUAGAAGAUCGGGGAGAAGAGACGGAGUCUGACCAGGGAUUCCCGUGACUGUUUUGCCUACUCGCUGCUGUAGCUCAAACCCCAUGUGAAUAGGAGGUACCUAGGCAAAAUCUCCUCCUGCUGCAAAAGACAUCGUGGCCUGACCCCCAGCACUCUCAAGGCAAUACUUCACUUCUGCAGCCUCACUCUUGCCCUCAUUGCUGCCUGCUUGUUAAUCCAUCAUUAGAAUAAAGUUUAUAAACAGGUUGCCAGGUUUUGGCAGAAGGCUUCUAGCCUCAAAAGUAAUAUUUCUCAUUUUCUAGCCGUAAAUGUACAUAGAAAUAGAUAGGGAAGCAUAGCAGAUGACACAAGAAAAUGCCUUAAGAGCAGCCUGUCACCCUUGCCGUGUACACAGCAUCACCACUCCAUGUGUUGCCUCAUCACCAUGCUGUCCACUGGAAAUGGGAGACCAGGGUUUUUGAUGGGAGCAGCUCAGGAAACCCACAUAGAUUUAGUCCGUUAAAAAAAAAAAAAAAAUACACCAGUUCUGACCAUAUGAAACAAAUUUUGUGAGUAGAUUUCUUUUUAAAUACUUCCUUUUUGUCAAAAUCGAUUGUUUUGAUGAACAUGAGGGAAGCCUUCUGAAAGGCUUAAAAUUCCAGUCAGUUCUUGAUUGUUUUCCAGUAUAUUUCAGUGAAAUCCUUCCUGUACAGGAAGGUAUUUUUUUAUCCCCUUUGUUGCAGGGCAGUCAGAUUUCACAGGUUGGAGGUUUUCUGACUUCACGUAAGGGGUAGCUGGCAGUGGGCUAGCAGCACAGCGGAGAGGACUCCCCUUGGUGUGCUCCCACCUGGAGCACCAUGUGUUGUCUUCUCAGCAAUCAAUCAUAUCUCGCUGGGUCCUGGACCACAGCCUGCGCAGGAGGUUUCUCCAGCCAUAGAUGCAUCUUGAAAAUAGGGUGCUGGCAAACUCUGAACACUGGUUUGCUUUGUCAGUGGUCCUAUCCCCCAAAGCCUAGAGACUCCAGCCUGGUUUACAAAGUUGCUGAGUACAAACUAAGGAGAAUUUCACAAGGCAAAACCACAGAAAGUGGCCUCGUGCUACUGCCCGGACGCUCUGCAGUCGUGUUGGCAGGGUCUAGUCGCAGCACUGAGGCUCUGUUUUCCCUGUUAAGAUUAACUCUGUUCUCUUUUGCUAUCGUGUAUGCAGUCUCUAGGCAUGAUUCUAAUUUUACAUGCACUCCAGGCAAUACUGUAGGAUGCUGUAGGAUGUUUUCUUGCUAUUUCCUAGAGCUAUUCCUAGAGCUUUUCAGUGACGUGUCCUUAUAGCCAUAAUGUACUUGCACUCUGAAAACUGAUUUUCAAACAGUACCUUUGCAUUUAGCAAUCCCUUUUCAUCUGUGGACUGGUCAUUUUAUACUGCAGGUGACUUUGUACCACUGACUGCUCGGGGACGCAGUUUGGGUUGGGUUUUUUUCUGCUUUUUCAGAAGAUGGAGCUCUUGCUCCAAUAUAGCAGAGGGAUAAUUAGGCAGCCAAGCUUGUAGAGCAAAGUAGGGGCAGGAGGGAGCACCGUAACCCUCACAUGUUAUUAGCUGCUUGUGCUGAAAUGCUGUUUUGCAUGUAAGCAGGGUAAACUUAAUUAACAUGUUGUGGGGUCCCCAAGGGCUUAGAGUGUGCUGGAGUCACUUCAGAGCUGGGGGAGAGGCAGUCCUGGCCCUUCGCGGCAGGUAGUGCCUCUGUUAUUGCUCAGCUCCACGUCCCCACAAGAAAUAAAAAUAUAUCUCCAAUCACAGAUUUUCCUAACCAGAAUUCAUACAAACUUGGGAUUUGGGGUUUUUUUCAGUUCAAAGCCUUUAGCUGAAUAGAUGAAAUGGUUCCCUUACCUUAACAUUUUUUCCUAGAUUAUACUGUGGCCCUAACAAAAACCUCCCACCACGGGAUGGCUGAUACCUGCAUGCUUACAAGCUGUUCCUCUCCCCUCCUGCUAAUUAUUCCAGUGUUGGGCCAGUACAAAACAUAAUGAAGUUAUAGGGAGCUUUUUGCUGCCCAUUUGAAGUUAUCAGAUACGUAUUCAGUCAAUGCCCCUACCAUUGCCAGCUUUGCAAAUCCACCGUCCUCCUGCACCCAGCCUGCCGAGGGACAGCCUAUGUGCAAAGCUGAACUUGCACCACCCAAACGAAUCCACAGAUGAUUCUUCUUCCUUUCCUCACGUGGUUGCAUAAGUAAUUUUCCUUACAGAUGAGUCAUUACUAUUGGCAAUGCCAUGUAACUGUUGAUAAAACAAGUGUUUUGGUCCAAAUCUUCUUUUGCAAAGGUGUGCGUGGGGGAAACUUUAUUAAACUUUUUGCAAAUCUUGGCCAGGAUAUAAGCCAGGAGGCUUUUGGGGAGGAAGAUGGCUGGCUUGGAGGUUGUUCUGAAAGCCAGUUUUCCCUCUGGUGUGCCUCUAGCUAUAAUUUCUGAGAUUAGUCCUUGCUGCUUUCUUCUGAAUAGAUUUAUUCUGUCUCCUGUGCAAAUCCAUGGUGGAUUUUUUUUUAUGUGUGUGCCGUAGGAAUAGUUCUGUAUCGCAGGUGAUAACGCGCAGAUCUCAAAACGGGAAAGAUUUGGAGACAACUCUGCUCAGAGAAAGCAAUAUUCAGAAAAUAGCUACUGCUGAGAUUGACCCAUGUGUUGCUAGUUUAAGCUGCCUUGCUAAAGCGGUCAGGCAUUGCCUGGUCAACUGACUUGACUUUUAUAUGAAUUAACAAGGAGAUGCAAGAUUAUCUCCUCAUUUCCCUUGUGUGAGACGCACAUCUCGGGGAAGGUGAGGGCUGCAGCGUUACAAUCCCACCUCCCCUUCCACAGUGGGGCAGGAGACAAAACAUUUCUGCAAGUCCCCCGGUUGCUAGCGUGCCAAAGAUCAUGAGUUACAGCACUGACAGCAUCUGUGUCGGUGAAGGAAAAGGCGUCUCGCCUCCCAGCUGCGCUGCAGCACCCACUUCAAGGCAAACGGAGAGCGGGGACGGCAGAAAUGAGGUCACUGCCGUAACCCAAAGCAGAUGCGUGACUUGUUUUCACUUCAGUGACACUGUGCUUGUGGCCAGCAGCGCCGCAGCCUCCCCUCUUGUCGAGGUUAAGCUCCGUCCCUGCUCUUCUUUUCUCUCAGCAGUGGUAAACAGAUGCAAGCGAAAGGAAACAUGUUGUUUGCUCCCAAAUUUUCACAUCAGAGCAAAAUGGGGCCAAAGCAUUUUCAGCUUUUUUCACCUGACCUUUAAAAGCUGGGCAGAGAGAAGGGCGAGUGUCCCAUUUCCACUCGCUGCGUGGAGGUUGCGUGAGACUGAUGUCUUUUAGAGGGAGCAUGAAAUAGAGUAACCUGAAUAAAAAUAGGGAUUCAAAUGAAAAAUGGAAGCAGUGAUAAAUGCCUUUACUUAUUAUAUAUAUAAAAGAAGUAUUGCUGCAACUUUCAAGUUCUUUCAGACAGCAGACAAGUUACGUGGCAGAAUUGGCCUUGAGCCCAAAGGCAAGGAGCAUUCCGAGCAGGCACGGAAGGGUGCUCUGUGCCAAGGCAGGCGCACGCACCCGCUUGGUUCAAGGAGGACGCAGGCUCCUGUUCUACGUGCCAGACCCUCUCCUAGUUUGUUCUAACACCCCACCUGCCCAAUUAUCUCUUCCAAGCCUUAAGGGGAUCCCCUGUGUGUGUGCUCUUCAUGCUGAGCAAAGGUUUUCCC
Harpia harpyja (harpy eagle) is the source of this 7104-nucleotide messenger RNA. It is a transcript of the gene MCF2, whose product is annotated as MCF.2 cell line derived transforming sequence. Gene Ontology annotation, cellular component: cytoplasm. Gene Ontology annotation, molecular function: protein binding; guanyl-nucleotide exchange factor activity. The coding region runs from base 48 to 3455 and encodes 1135 amino acids. Gene Ontology annotation, biological process: dendrite development; intracellular signal transduction. The transcript has 30 exons. NCBI's taxonomy places the organism in Eukaryota, Metazoa, Chordata, Aves, Accipitriformes, Accipitridae. The record is from RefSeq and is a predicted model, not a curated record.